Molecule: messenger RNA, 747 nt
Organism: Clonostachys byssicola
Lineage: Eukaryota; Fungi; Ascomycota; Sordariomycetes; Hypocreales; Bionectriaceae
Source: the annotation of a GenBank genome assembly
AUGUUGAUUCGUAAGGCAACGCGAGCGGAUAUAGGCGACAUGGCAAGGGUUGCCGUUGCGUCCUAUGCGAAUGAUCCCCAAGAUACAUACAUGUACCCUCGCCGUCUGGAGCACCCCAAACGAUAUCUCAAACUCAAAUCAGAUAUUAUUGAGCAUGCCUUUGAAGACCCGACCACGGUCCCUAUAGUCGCCGUUUUGGAUGACCAAGAACCUGACUGGCAAGGCACACCUGUUAUCACUGGCUUCUGUGUCUGGUAUUGCGAAAGCAAUGUCGGCCGAGAUAGCGAGGGCGCAGAAAAUUCUACCAGAGAAACCAAGAGCUCAAUAUUAAAAGAUUCAGACAUUGUAGAUUUUCUUUCCGAUUCGUUGAACCCUAUUGUCAGCUCCUCGAACACUAGAAGCGUAGCCCAACACUGCAGCAAUCCCACGUCCCGCCGGUUCCUGGCAGGCUAUGAGCAGCCCUCCUCGUACUAUGGCGUAUAUGACAUUGGCGUUAGUCCUAAGUUCCAGCGACGGGGUGUAGCUCGCCAACUCAUGAACUGGGGGAUUGCAAAGGCCGACCAGGAGGCAUUACCGGUGUAUCUGUCGGCCACGCCAGCCGGGAAGCCGUUAUAUGAGAGACUAGGAUUUCGAACAGUGGGUUACUGGACUUGGCGGCCUCAACAAGGUUCGGAAUGGGACAUCAUGCAAAGAGAUCAUAAUGCACCUGUUGAAAGGGGAGAAAAACAAAAUAGUCAGGAUUGCUAG